This is a messenger RNA of Salarias fasciatus (jewelled blenny), 1371 nucleotides long. It is a transcript of the gene clvs2, whose product is annotated as clavesin 2. The transcript is spliced from 6 exons. Lineage: Eukaryota; Metazoa; Chordata; Actinopteri; Blenniiformes; Blenniidae. The coding region runs from base 209 to 1210 and encodes 333 amino acids. The record is from RefSeq and is a predicted model, not a curated record. Gene Ontology annotation, molecular function: phosphatidylinositol bisphosphate binding. Gene Ontology annotation, cellular component: endosome; trans-Golgi network; membrane. Gene Ontology annotation, biological process: lysosome organization.
AGCAGCCGGAGCGUCGCGGCGGCAGCAGCAGCACCAGCAGCAGCAGCGUCUGUUCAGGGCGGAUUACGUGAGCAGAGCAGAAGGCCUCCGUCUGAAGUCUGAGAGGGGGAGGGGAGGGAGGGGAGGCGAGGGGAGCGCCCCGGCCCUGUUGCUCCUGCAGCCACAGGAGGAGGAGGAGGAGGAGGAGGAGGAGGAGCAGCGGGCCGCCAUGACUCACUUGCAGGCCGGCCUCUCUCCGGAGACCCUGGAGAAGGCCAAGGCGGAGCUGAAGGAGAACCCCGACACGCUGCACCAGGACAUCCAGGAGGUCCGGGACAUGAUCAUCACGCGGCCGGACAUCGGCUUCCUCCGCACCGACGACGCCUUCAUCCUCAGAUUCCUCCGGGCACGCAAGUUCAACCACUUCGAGGCCUUCCGCCUGCUGGCGCAGUACUUCGAGUACCGGCAGCAGAACCUUGACAUGUUCAAGAACCUGAAGGCCACCGACCCGGGGAUCAAGCAGGCGCUGAAGGACGGCUUCCCCGGAGUGCUCGCCAACCUGGACCGCUACGGCAGGAAGAUCCUGGUGCUGUUCGCCGCCAACUGGGACCAGAGCAGGUAUUCCUUCGUGGACAUCCUGCGGGCGAUCCUUCUGUCUCUGGAGUCCAUGAUCGAAGAUCCAGAACUGCAGGUCAACGGCUUCGUCCUCAUCAUCGACUGGAGCAACUUCACCUUCAAGCAGGCGUCCAAGCUGACUCCCAGCAUGCUGCGGCUAGCCAUCGAGGGGCUGCAGGACAGUUUUCCCGCCCGAUUCGGAGGGAUCCACUUCGUGAACCAGCCAUGGUACAUCCACGCCCUCUACACCGUCAUCCGACCGUUCCUCAAAGACAAGACCAGGAAGAGGAUCUUCAUGCACGGUAACAACCUGAACAGCCUCCACCAGCUCCUUCACCCGGAGAUCCUCCCCUCCGAGCUGGGCGGCAUGAUGCCGCCGUACGACAUGGGCACGUGGGCGAGGACGCUGCUGGACCACGCCUACGACGAGGAGGCCGAGUACUGCCCCGAGUCCUGCACGCUGUCAGUCCAGGACCUUGAGCGCGACUUGGAGAAGAAUCUGUCCCCCAGGACCAUGAAGAGGUCUCAGUCGGUGGUGGAACCCGGAGUCCUGAAACGACCCGACAGAACCAAGAGCGACGAGGAGAACACGCAACCUCUGCUGUCGCUGGACUGAACCUGCACACACACACACACACACACACACACACACACACACACACACACACACACACACACACACACACACACACGCUUCAGAUGAACUCCAGCUCUCAUCAGAAUGUAUAAAUGCUCUGAAUGGAUUAUUAAUCCUAAUAAAUGUUUUAUAGAGCUUCA